Messenger RNA from Pseudopipra pipra, 462 nucleotides. Its product is annotated as class II histocompatibility antigen, B-L beta chain-like. The record is from RefSeq and is a predicted model, not a curated record. Gene Ontology annotation, biological process: antigen processing and presentation; immune response. NCBI's taxonomy places the organism in Eukaryota, Metazoa, Chordata, Aves, Passeriformes, Pipridae. Gene Ontology annotation, cellular component: membrane; MHC class II protein complex. The transcript has 4 exons. The coding region runs from base 82 to 462 and encodes 126 amino acids.
CCAAGCCCAGCGCGCCCCAAACCCCCCAAAACGGCGCCGCCCGGCUGGUUUUGGGCUGUCAGCAGCUGUCCGGCGCUGGGCAUGGAGCGUGUGCGGGGAGCUGGGGCCGUGCUGGCGGUGCUGGUGGUGCUGGGAGCCCCCCCGGCUGCGGGCGAGGAGCUGUCGGGGGUGUUCCAGUGGAUGGGAAAACAGGAGUGUCAUUUCAUCAAUGGCACCGAACAGGUGAGGUUCCUGGAGAGGCACUUCUACAACCGGGAGCAGCUCCUGCACUUCGACAGCGAUGUGGGGGUCUAUGUGGGGGACACCCCAUUUGGGGAGAUCCAGGCCAGAGACUACAACAGCCACCAGAUGCCACCGGACACCGUCCGCAGCAAGAUCCUGGUGGGGGUCGGGGGCUUCGUCUUGGGCUUGGUCUUCCUGGUGCUGGGGCUCGGCUUCUACCUGCGGGAGAAGAGCUCCUGA